AUGUUAGGGUAUUGUAACCGUUGCUUUAAUACUUUAAGGUCGUCUCAGAUUUCUAAAGUUUAUUAUCUGAGACAAUACGGUUGUGGCAUUCCAAUGGCGCAAAACUUGGAUAGAUCAUUGUGCAGCAGAUCUGAACCUAAACGGUUUAAACAUGGAUUAUCGGUAGAAGGUGAGCGGCGUGAUUUAAGAGGUGAUGAAGAUUUCAAUAGAUAUUCAGAUCCGAUGCACGACAUGUGGGAUACCAGCGGUGAUGAUGAAAUUUUACAAUUCGUGGAAGCUAAAGAAAAUUGUAUUGAACGAGGAUAUGAGACCACUUCAAAUAAGAAGCAUAAGAGAAGCCCAGAACCUGAAGUGAUUGUUAUAAAUUCUUCUCCUCGUAAUCCCCAGAACGACAUGCCCGUCGUAAAUAUUCCUGGUAACCUACAACAGUGCAAGGUAGAUUCCGAUCGACUUAAUAUCGUCAGUUCUAAUUAUUUUUUACCAAAGGGAGAGGAUGCUUCUCAUUCUGGAGGUAUUUUUAACACUAAUUUGCAUUUUUCGGAGAAUGUUCCUUUAGAACACGAGCCCUUUAAUGAUGAAUUGAAAAAGGAGCAAUCGAAGGAUCUUAUUGGCUGUAUUCAUUCUUCACCGUUUACUAAAACGCUUGGUUCUGAUAUUGAGGAGAGUGCUUUAUUACCUCAGGUCAAUCAGGAGUUGGCGUACCAUACUCAGAAACCCAGUUCACAAGAGGUUAUAUCAUCACCCGAACAUUAUGCAGCUAUGGUUAAAGAAACGAAAAAUACAUUAUCUGUUUUGGAUUACUCUAAAAAUAAGAAAUCACAAUGUGUAGUUCUCAGUGAAGAGCAACAAAAGGUUCUGAAGUUGGCUGAUGCCGGAUUAAAUAUAUUCUACACUGGGAGUGCAGGUACAGGUAAAUCUAUUUUAUUGAGAGAGAUGAUUAAAAAAUUGAAAGAUAAAUAUGACCGCCCAGGCUCAGUUGCUAUAACUGCCUCCACGGGUCUUGCUGCAUGUAAUAUUGGAGGUAUUACUGUACAUUCUUUUGCUGGUAUUGGAUUGGGAAAGGGUACUAAGGAAAAUUUACUAAAGAAAGUUAAAAGGUCUAGGAAGCAUGUACAAAGAUGGUUUAAUUCUAAAUGUCUAGUAAUAGAUGAAAUAUCUAUGAUUGAUGGGCUGCUUCUUGAUAAGUUAGAUUUUAUUGCAAGGAAGAUUCGGAAAAGUAACAAAGCAUUCGGCGGUAUCCAACUCAUUUUCUGUGGUGACUUUUUUCAGUUACCUCCUGUGACUAGGGAUAAUCAGGAACCCGUCUUUGCAUUUGAUUCUGAAUCUUGGAAACAAGCUAUAGAUGCUACUAUCAUAUUGACUAAAGUUUUCAGGCAACAAGGCGAUACUAAGUUUAUUGAGAUGUUAAAUGAUAUGCGACUUGGUAAAAUAUCUCCAGAAACAGAACUGGAAUUCAGGAAGCUUUCAAGACCUCUUGAACAAAAUGAUAUUAUUCCAGCUCAGCUAUACAGCACCAGAGCUGAGGUCGACAGGGCAAAUAAUAGUCAGCUAGUUAAACUGGAAGGCGAUUGCAGAACAUACAAUGCAAUUGAUGGAGGUGAUUUGCCCAAUGAAGAAUUAAAAGAGACGUUGUUGGCAAACUUUCUUGCUCCAAAAAAAUUAGAUCUCAAAAUUGGGGCUCAAGUUAUGAAUAUUAAGAAUUUUGAUGAAACUCUAGUUAACGGAUCUUUGGGGAAGGUUAUCGAUUUCAUAGACGAAGGAACAUAUAUGUUUUACCAAAGUGUAAACAAUGAUGAUAUGGACAUUGAAGAGUGGGAAGAAUAUAAAGAUUAUCUAAUUAAAAAUGAUUUCAAAGUUCCAAAAGAUGAAGAUGAUGAGGAAUUAAAGAAAGAGACAAGAACAAGUGUUGUAAAAAAGGCUUUAAGGGAAAAAUUCAGGAAAGCUGACGAGAAAGAAACCGUACACGUACUUGGAGAUUCGAUAUUCGACUUUUUAAAAGUUAACUGCGAUGUUUCAGAUCCAAACGUGAAGGCUAACCUAGAAAGAAAGAAAAAACUAUUACAAGAAGUUCAUUUAAGUUCCAAGGGGAAAAAACUACCUUUGGUGCAAUUCUUUCAACCUGAUAAUUCAACCAGGACAGUUCUUGUUCGUGAGGAAGCAUGGGCUGUAGAAGAUGAAAACGAAAAGCCGCUUGUAACCAGAGUUCAACUACCACUAAUAUUAGCUUGGGCAUUAUCAAUCCAUAAAUCGCAAGGUCAAACUUUGAGUAAGGUAAAAGUGGACUUAAGGAGAGUCUUUGAAAAGGGACAAGCAUAUGUGGCACUAUCCAGGGCUGUAUCAAGAUGCGGUUUGCAAGUAUUGAACUUUGAUAGUGGAAAAAUUCAGGCACAUGAAAGAGUAGUUGGGUUUUACAGUGGAUUAAUGACAGCGGAUGAUGCUAUGAAGCUGCAUAAACCACAACAGAUAAAGAUAGAUUUCCCGAUUGCUAAUAAAAAAAGUAAAGUCUCAACACCUAAACAUACGGAACAUAAAGAUGGUUCUAUAACAAGUCUCUUAGGAAGGUUCACGAAGGAUUCUGCAUCUAGAUCAAUUACGCCAGAUAUAGAUUCCCUGCCCAAUUCUUGUCAAAAUCAGAGAGAUGGUAAUAUUGCAUAA
Messenger RNA from Eremothecium cymbalariae DBVPG#7215, 2655 nucleotides. It is a transcript of the gene PIF1, whose product is annotated as DNA helicase PIF1. The record is from RefSeq and is a predicted model, not a curated record. Bases 1 to 2655 code for a protein of 884 amino acids. The transcript has a single exon. Gene Ontology annotation, biological process: telomere maintenance; DNA repair. Lineage: Eukaryota; Fungi; Ascomycota; Saccharomycetes; Saccharomycetales; Saccharomycetaceae. Gene Ontology annotation, molecular function: DNA helicase activity; ATP hydrolysis activity.